Messenger RNA from Prunus avium (sweet cherry), 1070 nucleotides. RefSeq lists its product as uncharacterized. Lineage: Eukaryota; Viridiplantae; Streptophyta; Magnoliopsida; Rosales; Rosaceae. The record is from RefSeq and is a predicted model, not a curated record.
CUACUCUGAAAUGCAGUGAACAAGUCACCUUAAGAUUUUGAAUUAUGCUUUGCUUACACCAAGCAAACUGAUUAUUCAAUGCUUUGAAUCUGAUUCUUUCAGGUGAAUAGGGGCGGUGGACUUAUAAAUACUUGAAAAAGUUAAAGGGUGAUAGCUUUGAUAGUCUGGUGAACCAUCAUAGGCUUGUGAAGGGUUUUGCCUUUUCUUUUUCCUGCCAAGGCAGUUGCCCUUUAUUUUUCCCCGUUCUUUUUCGGAUAAUCCAAGGCAUAGUUGGUCCUUGACGAAUCUAGCAUUGCGAAAGGCGUCUCAGGCAUAAGUGGUCUAGGAAGAGGAUAAAAAGUGAAAAACAUGUACAGAAAGUAGAAGAGAUAAAAAAUACCAAACAGCAAGUUGAUAACCUUACAAAGAAUAGCAGCAAGCUUUCCAAGGAAGAUAGCUCACCAGUGUUUAUAGCCACAUAUACAGCAUCAAAGGUCGCAAUAUGUGGAUCGACCUUAAAAAGAUUGAACUAUCUAACACGCACUGCAGCAGCAUAAAGAGAACGGUGGACAGAAAACUGGUCCUUAAUUUGAGAGAUAAACAAAUCAGAUGAAGCAAUAUGGAUAUUGCAAGACCUUCCAAUUCUUGUUCUGUUUCUAGUUACACUUCUUCUCAGGGGAGAAAAUCUAAAUGGUGUGAGAAAGCCACAGAGUUUCUCUGCAGUGCCUGCUUGCUGUGCAUUUCGUGCCCGUUAGCUGUUGUCUGGUGUUGCAUCAAGGUUCCGUGCAAGGUCGGAUGGCAUGCAGCGCAGCAUGCAGGGCACUGUGCUUGUGUAUCAGGGAAGAGAGUUUAUGCAUCCUAUUCUUCAUUUUCUGACAUUGACUUGGAUAUUCUGCCUGGUAAGGCUCAUAGCACAUGCUCCACAACUUCGAAAGCUCCUUGGCAACGUAAGAAGUCUGCAGCAAACAAAACCUUAAACUAAAACCUGAUUUUAAUAUAUUCCUCUGUUUCAGUUAUCGGAAAUAUUAUAUACAGGUUCCAUUAUUGCUUGUCUUCUGAUUUUGAAUGUGAUGUAAAACAUUUUGUACUCA